AAACACUCCCUGCUUCCCCUCUUCAUCCUCAAAACCAUUCUUCCCCCUUCUCUUCUCCCUCUUUCCCAAUUUUCAUUUCCGCUUUUUAAGUUACCAACAUAUUAAGGUUUAAUUUGGUUUUCAUUUCUCUGUGAUGGGUGCUUCUGGGAAAUGGAUAAAAUCGCUAAUUACGCUCAAAAAGCCAAAUGCCGCUGAACAGGGCAAAGUGGGUUACAAGGCUCCCAAGAAUAAGUGGAGGCUAUGGAGGAGCUCGUCAGAAGGGUUUCUUUCCUCAUCAAAGGCCCUCAGGAGCCGUCAUGUGGCUGCAUCAGAAGCCUCCGAUUCUUCUUUUGUUGUCGAUGAUGCCUUCACUGCCGCCGUGGCAACCGUGGUCCGUGCUGCGCCCAAGGAUUUCAUGGCGGUCAAACAAGAAUGGGCUGCGAUCCGUAUCCAGACAGCCUUCCGUGGCUUGUUGGCAAGGCGUGCAUUGAGGGCCUUGAAAGCAGUGGUGAGGCUUCAGGCCAUAUUUCGUGGUCGACAAGUACGCAAGCAGGCUGCUGUGACACUUAGGUGCAUGCAGGCUCUUGUUCGAGUUCAGGCUCGAGUACGAGCACGAAAUAUUAGGAUGUCUUCUGAAGGCCAAGCUGUUCAAAAAUUAUUGAAUGAGUAUCAUAAAAGAGCUGAUCCCACCACGCAGGCUGAGCAAGGAUGGUGUGAUAGCCCAGGAACUGUGGACGAAGUUAAAGCGAAGUUGCAGAUGAAGCAAGAAGGAGCCAUCAAGAGGGAAAGGGCAAUGGCUUACUCUCUCUCUCAACAGACCUCAAGGUUUUGUGCCAGCCCAAAUUCAAGGACAAUCAAGCAAGUAUCAUCUCUCAAGCAGCAGAGGUUAGACAAGAACAGUCCAGGAUGGACCUGGCUUGAACGUUGGAUGGCAGCAAAGCCAUGGGAAGGCCGGUUGAUGGAAGAAAUUCAUUUGGAUCAAUCAGAUAUGACUUCAUUUCCCAGGAAAAGUGAAGAUCAUAGUUAUGGCCUUGGUUCAUCUUAUCCUGAUUAUGAUUCAAUGAAUAUAAGAAGGAACAAUAUCACAACCAGAAUUCUUGCGAACCCUCCAAUAGUUAGUCAAAUUGUGUGCUCGUCUUCUGGCCCAAGUUCUGAAUCUCUUCAAGACGAGAGCUUCACAUCAACUUCAUCUACAUCUCCAUCUACACCUGCAGUUUCCAGCAACAUCCACACUGUGGACAUGGGAGAAGAACAUUAUUACCAAAAACCAAGCUACAUGAAUCUGACAGUAUCCACGAAAGCUAAGAGAAAACCUUACAGGUACUCUUGUCUUAACUCGCAGAAGAAUAUGAUUGAGGAUGUUCAAUUUCAAACAAAAUCCAUGCCAUUAUCUAAUGGAGACACCAGGAGCACGGCUGGUUCGGAUCCCUUGUUUAGUUUGUGCAAGGACCUGUAUCCACCACUACCAGUGGCUAGACAUGACUGGAUAAGAAAUAGACGAGGCCGGGAAGCAUAAGAAUUAUUAAUAUCGUGUUCUAGAUACAAAUGGUACAGUCUUAAGUGAAGUUCAACUGCUUGUUGUGACUUUGGAACAAUCAAGAUAAAUAGAUUUGGAGGAUUUAAUCA
Carica papaya (papaya) is the source of this 1605-nucleotide messenger RNA. RefSeq names its product protein IQ-DOMAIN 8-like. Gene Ontology annotation, molecular function: protein binding. The record is from RefSeq and is a predicted model, not a curated record. NCBI's taxonomy places the organism in Eukaryota, Viridiplantae, Streptophyta, Magnoliopsida, Brassicales, Caricaceae.